Carassius gibelio (silver crucian carp) is the source of this 596-nucleotide messenger RNA. Its product is annotated as single-pass membrane and coiled-coil domain-containing protein 3-like. NCBI's taxonomy places the organism in Eukaryota, Metazoa, Chordata, Actinopteri, Cypriniformes, Cyprinidae. The transcript is spliced from 2 exons. Bases 1 to 579 code for a protein of 192 amino acids. The record is from RefSeq and is a predicted model, not a curated record.
AUGUCUUGGAGUGAUACAUUCUACCCUGCAAACCCUGAAAGAAGGGAGAUGCUUAUCCGUAAAAAUCAAGAGCUUCAAAAUCUGAUGAAAAACAACUUCCGAGCCACCAACCAACUCAUUGAAACUCUUAAUAAACACUUACAUUUGUCCUUCAGUCCGAUUGACCUGAAUGAGAAAGCUACAGUUCAGGAGAACUGUGACAAAAUCAUUGGAUGCAUUCAUGAGAUCCAGGCAGAAGUGGAGAAGAUUGAUAGAAAGCUGAAGGAGAAGCUGGACCCCAAACUGUAUGAGAAACUGAAAGACAUGAAUCUGUCUGUCCAUGACCUUACACAAGUUGUAGAGCAUAUUUCUAAAGUUUUAGGCAUUGUAGGCAUGGCUUCUUCUAUUUUAGUUGUUGGGUUGUUAUUUUUCGGGGUUGAUUUGAUUUUUCAGGCCAUUCAAGGGAGUAUUGAGCGUGAUCAACUUGAGAAAUCCCUGAAAGAGUAUGACGAUGCUUUGGAAGAAUUCAGACCGGCAUCUGAAAAAUAUCAGGAUAGCAUAACCUAUGUCAGGGUGAGAAUUGAGAUGAUUGACGAAUGAAUAAGAGAUUAAACGAU